GGAGAUUAGUAAGAACCAUCCUUAUUCGCGCAAAAGUAAAUGACAUAUCAUGUCUUCUUCUCAAAACCGAGAUGAUUUUGAAACGACUUAUGACCAGAGAGAUGUGAUGCCCACACACAACUACAACAACUAUUAGCCCAACGUGAUGGCGGUUUUACCAACAACAAGACAUGCCCGAGAUUGAGAAAGAGCUCGAGGAUGAGGAAGCCGAAGAGGAUGAUUAGGCGACGGCCGGGGAAGAACAAGAUGGCACUCCAACCCAGGAUGAUGACACCCUUGACGAGGACGGGCCUAGUUCAUCCCAACCCGGUAACAUAAAUCUUUGAGGGCUAGACGUGUGAAAUGUUGUGUUUUUUCUAAAGUUUUGUUUAUUCGGUGGAAUAAUACUUAUAACUUAAUUUUUGUACUUAUUAGAUUUAAAGAUUUUUUCCUGCUUUUUAAAAAGAAUAUGCUAAUUAUAUUAUAAAUUCGGUUGAGAUCGACACUAUGAAAAAAAUUGUCAAUGUUUUGGUAUAUUUUAAUAAUGCAACUCAAAAUUUCAGUCAUGUUUAUAAACUUACCACAAACCAAUUUUAUGUUGAAGCUGUUAAUCUCGCCGGUGCAUUUUCUGAAUUUGGAAAUGCCCCUUACAUUCAUUAUUCCUGUUCUUUCAAUAAAGAAAAGUUUUUAAAAUAUUAUUCACAUAUUCCGCAUAUAUAUGAUAUUGCAUUUAUUCUUGAUCCUCGUUUCAAACUUAAUGGUUUUCAAAAAAAUUUAGAGUACUAUUAUGGUUGUUUCUUGGUUCAAUUACCUAUGUACGAAGAUAAUCCCAUAGAUCCUAAAGAGCAAUACAACGAGGUUAGUAACUUAUUUCAUCAAUUAUGUAACGAGUUUCAUGCACAAUACGGUAACACACUCCCUCCCCAGACACGAACACCUUUUUCAUCUAAAGAAAAAGCUUUUUUGAAAUCUACAUUUGACAAUCUUAUGAAAAAAAGUAAAUGAACUCUCGAUGUUGCACAAAGCUCGAUUAACGAGCUUUCUUUAUACCUAGCGUUUAUGUUGACUAUGAAGAAGAGAAUGACUUUGACAUUCUGCAGUUGUCGAAGGAAAAAGAAAGAACGUUCUCGAUUUUAUCGAAGAUGGCUAAGCAAUGGUGGGCACUAGGGAAAGUGUCAUGGGCUAGCGGGGGGGGGGGGGGGGGGGGGAACUGUUAUGGUAUGCUCACAUUCAUACUCUUUAUUCUUGUUCAUUUAAAAAAAAAAGCUCUUUAGGUUGAAAAUCCACAAAGGGUAACUUAAGCAAAAAAAAUAUAAGCAAAAAUAAGAGUGAUUUUGUGAGAAUUUAAAAAGAAAAAUGUGGGAAGCUGGGAUGAAAACCCGAAAGGGCACCUAGACAAAAUGAGAGAAUGAGAGAAAAUAUCUCUUUUGAUUUUGCAGGAUCCUAAGGGUGAUAAAUUAAAGAAGAGAUGGUGAUGAAGAUGAAGUUGAAGACCCCAUUUCUUGGUUUUGCUCUUGAAGCUUGUUGAUUAUUAAAGUUCUCUAAAGCAAGGCGAAUCUUCAGACUCCGAAGGAGCCAAUCCCGAACAACCGGCCAUGGAUGAUAGUAGGCUGUUCACUGCUGGACUUGAUGACGAGCCACCAACCUCUCCUCCCAAGCAGCAGAGGAAGACAAAGAGAAAGAGGUUGAGGAAGGCCGAUCAGGGCGCCUCCUCUCAAUCCGCCCUUCACGUCCCCGAGCAGUCCGAACCUGUUCGGGAUGUAGAACCUGUGCAGCAGGUUGCCCCUGAGCAGCAAACUCACGCUGACACGUUGAUGGAUCAGCUUUUCUGUGACCAGCAGUCUCACCAUUUCUCUGCUGAGGAGGUGGCUGCCCAUCAGGCUGACUUGGCUAGUCAGUUCGAGCGGAUCUCCCUCUAUGAUCCUGCUCAUGAAAUGCUGGAGAGGGGUGGCUGUCCAGCGAGCCAGAUCUGGUCCACAUCUGGUUUCCUUAAUGGACACAACCUCCCCCCAAUACCGGUCGAGGAGGUCGAGGAGUGCAUUGCCCUGACUGUCCUGAAGGCAGGGAUAUACAGCCUGAAGCUCAAGGAGACCAGGCAGGCCAAGGAACAAGGCCUGCUGAUGGCCAAGGAAAUGGCCGAACAGGCAGCGGAGGCCGAACGGCGGGCUUUCUCUGAGGAGCGGAAGAAGCUAGAAGCCGAGGCAGGGGAGCUCCGUGUUAAAGUGGGCGCUCUCCAGGCCAAGAUUGCAGCAGCUGAGGCUGCUCAGAUCAAAUUCUCUGAGGCUCCUCCUCAGAUCCCGGACGGACCGGCCGAAAUGACAGUUGAUCUUUCCGCCGUUCGGGAUUCCUUCAAGACUUCGGAGGAGUUUCUGGCUCUGAAGGAGAAGUACGCCACCGAACAGCUCCCCGCUGUCUUCGGGAGGCAUCUGGAGAAACUGGCCGGAGAAGAGCGCCAGAAGGAGGGGGUCAGGGUGCUUGAUCAGCAUCCUGUCACCAAGGAGUGGGCUGAUAACCUUGCCCGAGGGAUCUACAGUUCAGGCUGCCAACAUAUGCUCCAGCCUCUCCUCCCCCUCCUGGAAAGAUAUAUGGGCCGAGCGGUGCAAACUUCUGACUUUCCCUCCGACCUUCAUCCGGGUCAUCUGAACGCCCUGAUGGCACAGAUGAAAAAGUGUCGGCGAGCCCUAGGGAUGGAGGUCGUGCAGAUUGUAGAUGAAGAGGCUGAUGAAGAUGAUGAUGAAGACGAUAAAGAUCAUCCCGAACAAUAGAUUAGACAUUCUCUUUAUCUGUAUUUCCUUUCCUUUGAAUCAGUAUUUUUCUGUCCUUUCCGGCCAGUAGAGCCGAUGAAUAUACAACUUUUGCUUGCUCAUUUCGUCUUUGUGACUUUUACUGUACUUUAUAUUUGUUUUUCAUCUAUCAAUUCGCCUCCGCAAUACGUUUCAUGUUGCUUUGUUCCUGUUCUAACCAGUCUUCAUAAUUUAUAGCGGUCAGGUCACCUGUUCGGGUGAACUCCUCGUUAAAUCCAGAAUUUAAGACUUGAUAAUCUUGUUAACGCAUGUUGUUCCUAAUGAACCCGUCCAGUCUGUAUUCAUGAUUUCAAUAGAAGACCCUAGUGCCCUUCUCAUUCGUUCGUAAGCUUCCAUUCUGAUUAGUUGGAAAUUGUGUCCGGCAUUCGGGAUAUAUUUUUGCUCUCUUUGUUGCAUUAGUCAUAUUCUUCUAUGUUAGAUAACCAUGCUGUUCGGGUACACCGAUCAUUCUUCAUUACAUUUUGGUGUCUCCCGUUCGGGGAAACGCUUGUAGCCUUUUUCUUUUUCAAUCGUAGAGGUUCGUGAACUUUGUUGACUUCAACCCGUUCGGGUGUUUUCUUAUCCCAAAGGAUGCUUUAACUUCUCCCAACCGUCUUGACACUUGUCAGUUAUUCAUUUGGAUUCUUGGCGGUAGCAUUUCCUUAUAUAAGGAUGUAGCUACCUUGUUUCAGUUUUUUCUGCUGCUUCUGAAUUCCUUCAAGCUUUCUCUCUCUAGAAUCUUCUCUGUUAUUCUAUGUCUGCCUUUUCUGGUUCGUCAGAUUCCGAAGAGAUGGUACCCACUUUGAUUCGCCAUUCGAGGGGAAAAGCUCACCCCAAAGAUCAAGGUACAUCUACCCGAUCGUCGGGUUCUAACGGGUCUUCUUCCUCACUUCAUCCCGAACAGCCCCUCCCUGAUGAUGGAUGUCAGUCGGGGGAUGACCUUGUCGUUUACGAAAGGGGUAUGCCUGAACGCCCCCCUCGCUAUAGUCUGAACUUCUACUGCAUCAGGAAACAGCGUCAACGCCUUCCUGCAGGUGCCGAACAGACGCUCCGCCAACUAUUACCGCCACCCCGUCAGUUUUAUGCGGGGGUAUAUUAAGCACCCCAUGCGGCAUCGUCCGGGAUGUGUGCUGGUUCAUAUGGACGCGCUGAUCGCCGGUCUACGGUUCCCGUUGCACCCUUUCAUUGUGGAGUUCCUCCGCCGGGUCUCAGUACUGCCAGCACAGUUCGUGCCUAGCACUUAUAGGAUCCUGAACGGCUUUAUCGUUUGGUGCCAUGAGUUGGGGAUUGCUCCUAGCGCCGACCUCUUUUUGCACUGCUACGGCGUCCAGCCCUAUUGGACCACCGGGGUACCUGCGGCUUGUCGCCCGCCCUGGCCGUUCGCUCUUUACCGACAACCCCACCCCGCCAGAGAAAUGGGAGGAACGAUUUUUGUUCGUUCAUGUGGGGUCGCCGCUUCCUUUCCCUGAUCGGUGGAACACCUACCCCGUUCAAGAUGCCUCCCCAAGGGUGGAUGCAGCUAUUCUCUGCCAGUAUGAAAGACUUCGUCUGGCCGGUUCCAAGAACCUACUGUCCUUCUUGACUCCCGCUAAAAUGCUAGCUGCUGGCAUCGGUAAGAUUCUUCCAUUACUUUGUUCAUUCGGUAUAUUUAUCAACAUCUUGUUCAUUUUUCUUCGUUCUUUCUUGUAGGUGUGAUUCCCCCCGUUUCCAUAAAGCGUCCUGCUCCUACUCCUUCCUCCACCGCCAUAGUCAGCAAGGGAAAGGAGAAGGCUAUUCAGUCAGGUUCUUUCGCUAGCCGGGAAUCUGGGCCAGUAAACAAGCGGCCGAGAAUUGAAGGCAGCGGCGCCUUGGUCCCGAUCGAUCAGGUCAUUGAUCUGACGGAUCCUUCUGUGGAAAGGAUGCCUAUGGUCCCCUCCCCUUCAAGGAAGCUGGGCAACAGGGGAGGUGUUGCUUCAGAUAGUCUCCCGAUCCCCGAUCGGUUGACGGUGGAGUUUUCUGCCAUGGGUCCCCGAGCCGAAUGCCGGACGCUGUUCGGGCAGACUGCAUCAUCCGUGUGGUGCAGUACUUCUCUGAAGGCUGGUGAGGGUUUCACCAACCUGACUCACUGGUCCGACCUAUUUGAAGCAGGCCACGCCGAGUCCCUUAAGGUAGGCCUUUGACUGUAUAGUCCAUUCUUCUUAUUUUUGAUAUUGUUCUGGACUUGUCCUUAUUGCUGUUUCUUUCUUCCACAGGCCGGUACAUAUUACCACCGGGCCUUCCUAGCUGCUGAACGGGAGAUGACCCUCCUUCAUCAGGAGCUGGAUGAGAGCCAAACCCUUUUGGCUGCUGCUAGGAAAAUGGCUGCAGAUCUCCAAGAUCGAGCCAAUAAGGGUGACAAGGCCAGGGAAGAGCUGGCUGAACUGGAGCAGAGGCUUCAACGACGCGAUCGGGAAAUCCGUGAUCUGCGUGCCAAGGUGAAGGUCGCCGAAGCUGCUGGCCUGAAAAUUGAAAAGGCCAAGGGGGAGAAUCCCCCUGCCCCCUAUACCGCCGAUGUUUCCAAGAUCACCAAGAAGGCGGUGAUUGACUUCCAAAGGGGGAAAGGCCUGAAUCUCGCCCUAGAAAAUACUGCUCGGGAGUUCCUUGGCAAGCAUCUGGGUGAAUUCCUAGAGAAGAGUAAGGACCCAUUACACGAUGGCCUCAAGCUUCUUGAUGAGACCCCGACCGGGACAGCCUUCGCCAAUGCUCUAGCAAAGGACACCCUUGUUAAGUGCCAGGAUAUGCUGGUCGACCGGAAUCUGGAGGUGAUCAAGGAAUCUUUCGAUGAACCCUUCGACCCCAAGGAGGAAGGUUUUGAUCCCUUAUUCUGCCGUGCUUAUCAACGGGUGAUGGAGAAGAGGCAAAAGGCUAAAGAUUCAGCCAAUCCCCCAAACUCCAACUCGGAUGCUGUGCCGAAUAAGGAUCCUCCGUAGCUUAGCUCUCUUUAUUGUAAUCCCCUUUUCUUUUUCUCAUGUAUGAUUCCCAGCCAGUAGUGCCGAAGAAUAAAGAUUGAUCCGUUUCCGAAUGACUGGCUUCCCGAACACUCUUUUUUUUUUUCCUUUUUUUUUUUUAUUCAACUCAGCAUCAUGAUUGAGAUGUAAGCUGUUCGGCCCGUCCCUAACACCAAAGUUGAGGUGCAAGCUGCUCGAUUGAUUUCCGUCGGUUGUUCUUUGUUUCCCGAACGCGCAAGACAUAAUGUUUAACGCCUGCUGCGCCCCCGAGCACCAUGUUUCAGAUGCAUGCCGUCCGGUUUAUUACCGUCGACUGGUUGUUCCCUGAACGCGCAAGUCAUCAAUGUUAAAUGCUUGCUGUGCCCCCAAGCACCAUGUUUCAGAUGCAUGCCGUCCGGUUCAUUACCGUCGACUGGUUGUUCCCUGAACGCGCAAGUCCUCAAUGUUUUGCUUGCUGUCUGCUGCCUUGUAGGCCCAAGGCUAAAGUAACCUGUUCGGGUUAUCAUCCGCGUUUUUCCUUAUCCGCAAGGCAAUCACCUCUUGCUGCAAGACAGUUUCACAAUUCGUGUAGUGUCUGCCAUCUUCCAAGCCCAUAAUUCCGAUGCAUACCGUCGGUUUUACCGUCCGGGGUCAUCCAUAUCAUGAGGUUGAGAUGUCCAUCCUGGACCAUUGAGAAUAAGGCUCCCAAUCCGGGUCUCCCCCUUAUUCUCUGCCAAAAUGGAGACUCGCCUCCAGGUUACAGCUCGGGUUCCCCCACAAUAAAUCACUACAUCGUGGUUCGGGCGAGCUGCAUAGCCAAGGCAAGAUUUUAAGACCAGAGUCCCGAUCCCCCGUUCGGUCACCCUAUGAUUUCGGAUGCCGCCCGGUUCGUCCUACUCAAGAUCUUUUACACCAUCUCCCAAGCUGAGUCCGGGCUUGGUUAUCCUGCACAUUGUAUUAUAUAUAUAUAUAUAUAUAUUUUUUGUGCUGAGAUGAUGGCUCCCCAUGGAUCGAGAUGAAUAACAUCUAUAGAUCAAGGUGAGACUUUUGGCCGAGUUUGUGGUGAUGCCGUUCGGCUUGUUGAUGCCGUUCGGCUCGCAAUAUUCCUCUUAACUCUGACCUCUUUGGAAGCAUUGUUCUCCCUCUUUUUCUUUUUCUUUUUCUUUUCUUUUUUUUUUUUAGAGGUGGCAACAGCCGUUUUUAUUGAUAAAAUUUCCGCAAGUGCGUAGCGUUCCAUAUCCCUGCCGGACAGCCUUCGGUAUCCUGUAGGGAAAAGGUCCCCAUCCGGUAUUUUUUCCAGACCCGGUAUGGUCCCUCCCAAUUCUUUGACAUCUUCCCGCCCUCUAGCGGUUUGCGUUUCUCUCUAUUCCUCAGGACAAGGUCUCCGACUUCAAUCGAACGGAUUUUAGCCUGUUUAUCCACAUACCUCUUAGUCGCCCGGUGAUAUUCUUCCAUUCGUAAAGCUGAGAGAUCCCUUCUUUCCUCUAUGAAGUGGAGUUCAGCACGCAGAUUGUCCUCAUUCUGCUCAGGAUCAUAGUGGAUGGUUCUGUGAGUGGGCACCAAGACCUCAGUUGGGACCUUAGCCUGAAAUCCAUAAGCGAGGGCGAACGGUGUCUCCCCGGUUGCUGUUCGGGGAGUUGUCCUGUAUGUCCACAAGACGUAGUUUAACUGCUCGGGCCAGGUUGACGUGUAAUCUUCGAGCUUCUUUUUUAUACCAUCCAUGAUGGUUCUGUUCAUGUUCUCUACCUGCCCGUUCGCCUGUGGAUAUGCUACGGAAGCUCUUGAAUGCUUGAUUCCCCAUCUAGUGAGGAAUUCCUCGAAGUUCUUGCUCACAAACUGCCGUCCAUUAUCCGUGAUGACCUGCUCGGGCAGCCCGAAUCUGCAUAUAAUAUUUUGCCAAACAAAACGUUGACAUUGAAAAUCCGUGAUACUGGCCAGGGGUUCGGCUUCCACCCAUUUGGUGAAGUAAUCAAUCCCCACUAUGAUGUACUUCCUUGCUCCGGAUGCAUUACAUAGGGGCCCUAGCAAGUCAAUCCCCCACCUAGCGAAUGGUAAUGAUAUGGUCAUCGGGGUGUAAAAAGUUGCAGGCCGCCCGGGUACUGGUGCGUAAAGCUGGCAUACCUUGCACUUCCUUGUGUGUUCGAAACAAUCCUGUUGAAUCGUUGGCCAAUAGUACCCCUGCAGGAUGAUUUUCCUGGCCAGGGUCUUUGGUCCCUGAUGGCUGGAGCAGAUGCCUUCAUGAAUUUCUUCCAUCACAGUUGCCGCCUGAACGGGGGGAAGGCAUUUCAGAUAUGGCCCCCCGAACGUCUUCUUGUACAGCUGUCCGUCCACGAGUUCGAACAUGGGGGCCCUUCGCUGUAUACAAGUGAGGUUGUACACGUCAUUUUUAUCGUUCGGCAAAGUCCCAUCCUUCAGGUAAUUUGUCAAGUCAGUGACCCAGCUUGGGACGGCAUAGGACAUGGCAUCUACCCGCACAACCAUUGUUGCCGGUGUGGUCAGUAUUUCUUUCUGCGCGAACCUCUGGAUGUGUGCAGGGAUGCCUAGGGCAUGAUCAUCCCGAACGGCACAUUCCAGUUUGGAUAGGAUGUCCGCCUCACUGUUUUCGAUUCUGGGAAUCUGGUCAACCAACACCUGUUCGAACCUGCCGAUUUCUUCCUCAACCAGUUCCUUGUAGGCUUUUAGCCGUUCUUCCCUAACUUCGGCAGAUCCAUUAAUCUGGCUUACCACCAGCUGGCUAUCCGAACGGACCUUUAAUCUGCUGGCCCCCAGGGCCUUGGCAUACUUUAAUCCAGCAAUAAGGGCUUCAUACUCGUCCUCAUUAUUGGUUACCUUGAAGUCAAACUGCACGGAGUAGUAUGCCUUGAACCCCUCGGGGCAUGUGAUCACAGCACCCCCACCACAGCCUUUGUUACUGAAUGCUCCAUCCACAUACAUUUCCCACCAAUGGUCAUGUACUUCUCCGUCCGCUCCUUCUUCAGUUGAUCUGGCAGUGCAUUCGGCAAUGAAGUCAGCCAAAGCCUGUCCCUUGAUCGUGAGGCGAGGUUUGAAGUCUAUUUCAUACUGCCCGAUCAGGAGGGACCACUUGGUGAUACGCCCACUUGCCAUAGGAUUUCUCAGUAUGGUGGCCAGGGGCUGGGUAGUGUAGAUGGUGACUGGGUGUGCCUGGAAAUAGGGUGCCAGUCGCUUGAUGGUAGCAAUCAAUGCUAAGAUGGUUUUUUCCAUUAAGGUGUACCUGGUUUCUGGCCCGUUCAGGGCUUUGUUCACAAAGUAAAUAGGGCGCUGAACACCCUCAUCUUCCUUUAAUAAGACAGAGCUGACCGCCAGAUCAGCCACAGCCAGAUACAUAUAGAGAUGUUCCCCUGGGUCUGCUUUAGUUAAGACCAGGGGGGAAGACAGGUACAAUUUGAACUCUUCAAAAGCUGCCUGACAUUCUGCUGUCCAUUCGAACGGGUUGGCCUUCUUCAUUAUUUGGAAAAAUGGAAUGGCACGAUCGGCCAGUUUAGCCAUAAAUCGGCUCAAAGCCGCUAAUCUUCCGGUCAACUUCUGAACUUCUUUCAAGUUCCGCGGUGCCUCCAUGUCCAUGAUUGCCUUUACUUUCUCAGGAUUAGGCUCAAUCCCCCGCUCGCUCAUCAUAUAACCCAAAAAUUUGCCCCCCUUGACUGCGAAGGCGCACUUUUUUGGAUUCAGUCUCAUGUUGGCCUUCUGCAUGAUCCCGAAGACCCUUUCCAUGUCCCGGACAUGAUCCUCCUUCUUCCUGCUCUUGAUUAGGAUGUCAUCCACAUAUGCUUCCAUGGUUACCCCUAGUACCUCUUUGAAGAGCAUGCCGAUCAUUCUUUGAAAAGUGGCCAUGGCAUUCUUCAACCCGAACGGCAUGACGAUAUAGCAGAACACGCCGUCCGAGGUGACGAACGCAGUUUUUUCUGCAUCAUCUGGGUACAUGAAGACUUGGUGAUAACCCCGGAAGGCAUCCAUAAAGCUCAGCAGUUCACAUCCUGCUGUUUCGUCCACCAGCAGGUCUAUUCGUGGGACAGGAUAGGGGUCCAUGGGGCAGGCUUUGUUCUGAUCGGAGUAGUCCACACACAUUCUCCAAGUAGAUCCUUUUGGAGCAAGGACCACAUUAGCCAACCAUUCGACGUGGAUGACUGGUCUAAUGUGCCUGAUUCUCAGUAAGGUGGUUACCUCCUGCUUUGUGAAUUCCCGCCGUUCGGCCGCCUGAUAUCUUUUCUUUUGUUGGACUGGCCUGGCAUCAGGCCAAACGGCCAACUUGUGGCAGAUGAGGGCCGGAUCAAUUCCCGGCAUGUCUUCGGGUCCUCGGGCAAAUAGGACCUGGAAUCUCUUCAGGACAGCGAUCACCCCCUCCCUGAUUCCCCCUUCAAGGUCCGCCCCGAUCGCAAGCUUACGAUCGGGAGGGGAAUCAAGCUCGAUGUAUUCUAGGAGGGUGGCUGGCUCGGGGCGUCCCUCGAACUCCGUAUGCCGGGUCUGUACCUCAAUGCUGUUUACCCGCUGUCCCCGGGUGGUCAUUUGUUUCAAAGCUUCCCGGUAGCACGUUCGGGCUAUGGCAGGAUCUGUUCGGGCCACUCCUACACCGGUGUCAGUUGGGAAUUUGAUGCAUGAGUGUCGAACAGAGGCAAUUGCCUCCAAAUCUUCUAGCCCCGGACGGCCCAAUAUGGCGUUGUGGGCACAUGCAAUAUCCACCACCACAAACGUCAUCCGGACUGCCGCUCGGUGAAUUUCAUCGCCAAUUUCCACCAGAAGCUGGAUGGUGCCUUCUGCCUCUAUUACAUUGCCGGUGAAGCUAGCCAGCGGCGUCUUCAGCUUGGUCAACUGGUCCUUCUUCAGCUUCAUCUUCUCCAACGUGCGUAAAUACACCACGUUCACACUACUUCCCGUGUCCACCAGAACUUGGUGGAUCAAGGCGUUGUCUAUACACAUACUCACCACUAGCUCGUCCCUGUGCGGACUUGGUGAGUUGGGUAGAUCAGCCACCCCGAACGUAAUUGGCUCCAAGCGGCCCUUCUUUGUGGGAGGUGCAGCUACAGUGGCGACAUAGAGUCUGCGCUCAAAUUUCUUACGUUCGGCGGCCGUAUCACCGGUCUCCCCUCCACCAAAGAUGACUUUCACCUCCAAUCGUGGCUUUUUUCCCGGAUUCCCAGACCCCUCAGCCUCCUCUAUAGGGGGAAGGUAUGAAUCAUUACUGGGUUCUGCAUCCCGCUGGGCAUCCCGCUUCCAGCUAUUGGAUCGGGGAGGGCGCUGGUUGGGGGAAGGGCUGUUCAGGUUGGUGCUGACAUACUUCCUCAGGUAGCCCUUUUGGAUCAGGUCCUCAAUUGCCACAUGUAGGGCGUGGCAAUCCUUCGUGAGGUGCCCAUUCCGCUGGUGGUAUCUGCAGUAGGAGCUUGGGGUAGGUCCCAUCACGGGCCUUGUGUCAGUAGGGGGAGGAAUGGCGUUGUGUUCCAAAUGGAAAACACCGGCUAUAGACAUGACCAGGGGGGUGAAGCGCGCAGUCCUGCGAUGAGAUGCUGCUGCUGCCGGUGCGGGUCCCAAACGUUCUGCCAGCCUUGAAGUGGGAGGCUGUGGGGCCGUUCGGUCCCUUAUCUUGAUCUCUUCUUCCAAGGCCGCAUGACCCCUGGCCCUUUCCAGGAUGUCUGGGUAGCUGGUUCCCGGGUUUCUCUUCAGCUCCCUGUAUAAAUCCCCCGUCUGAAGGGCAUCGGUAAAAAGAAGGAUGGCAGUUUCAUCUGUCAUGCCGGUCACCUUCAGGGUUUCAGUCCUCCAUCUGGUGAGGAACCCGGAAAUUGAUUCCUUCGGUCCUUGUCUCACACUGGUCAGAUACCCGAAAUGCAGCUUCGGGGUUGUGCUGGAGGCGAACUGGGCCAAGAAUAAGGUGGAUAGCUCUGCAAAGCUUCCGAUCGAUCCGGGUUGCAAUGUUCCGAACCAUUCCUGGGCUGGUCCCCGAAGGGUGCUGAAGAACAGCCUGCAUAUUGCCGCGUCGGUGGCCCCUAGCAGCAUGAGGCCACCCUGGUAACUCCUCAGGUGUACGUGGGGAUCUCCCACCCCAUCGUAUGUUAAGCCGGUCGAGGGACGGCAGUCCCUCAGGAUUUCGGCGUUCAUGAUUUCCCUAGUAAAGGGAGAUGUGAUCCCAACCCGUGCUGGCGGGGUUUGUUGGGGCGUCCGAUUGACCUGCUCUCUGAGCUCAGUCAUCUGUCUCCUCAUUUCGGCCAUUUCGUCGUCUUGGGCCGUUCGGGGAGUAUGUGGUAUCCUAGCAUCCACAUAUCCCGGUAUUCUGUUUUGGGGAGGGGCAGUUGUGUUAGCUCUCCUCCGGAUGAAGCGUUCCCCAUCCCUAUGGAUAUACUGGAAGUGUUGUCCAACGGGAUCUACCAUGGGGGUAGGUUCCCUAUAUCCGUUUCGAGGGGCGGACGGGGUUCGGCUGGUUGGUGCUUCACGUCUGGGGGUAUGGGCCCUCCAGUGGUUCCUGCGGUGUUCCUCGGAAUGAACUGAGGCCAUCGUGGUCUCAAUGUCCUCCUCUUCGUCGAGAGAUGGCAUGGGACGCAACGGGGAUGGUGGCUCACGAGUUUCAUCGGUGUAGCCCUGUUCCUGUUCGUCCGCCAUGCGUUGCAUGGCCUCCGCCAUCUCCCUCAUUAACUGAGGGUUCAUCCUUACAUCCCGGGGGAUGAUUUGCUCGAACUCCCGGGUGGCACUGCCACUGGCGUGUCCUUGCAUGGACCACCCCUCAGAGGAUCUAUUGCCUCCUCGGCCUCUGGAUGUAGAACUCGGUGUUGCGGUUAGUAAGUCUAGCCAUUUUCAAGAAAAAAUGGUGCUUAGAUCACGGCUUUGUCUGGACUUUUAGUGUGGUUUCCCACAGACGGCGCCAAUGUUGAGGUUUAUUCCCGAAGAUCCGAAAGCCCAACACAAGCCUUGGAUAUUGUAGGGAUAUUGGGUUGGAUUAAAAUGUGUAUAAAAUAUAAAACAGUGAGAUAUUUGCUCAACUCAGAAGCUUACCGGUAUUCAAUAAAUAUGUGAUUACACUGGAGCUACCCGAACGGUAGAUGAAUACGAGAUUACAAGGAUGGAAGAUGUAAAUCUAUUGCUAAGCUCUGAGUAUUAAAAUGCUAACCCUUUACAAUGAUCUAAACAUGGAUAUUUAUACUAAGAUGGGGAUGGGUAAGGUGGACACGUGGUCGAAUCUGGUAGGCUAUCACCUCUGCCAUGUAAGCACUCAUGCCCCCACUUGCAGCUGUCAUGAUCCAGCAUUAAAUGCGGCCUCCACUUGCUGACUGCCCGUUCGGGCAAGGUGUUCGGUGUGUGGGACCCCGCCAUAGGUGAUAAUUUCUACCUGAAGUAUCCCGAACGCCGAUCGAUAUUUGGGCCGUGAUACCUUGGCAUAAUCGUUACCCAGAAUGUUCCAAGUAUAAGUUUUAUCCCGAAUGCUGUUCGGGAGUUCUUUGGGCUUGCUGCUUCUUCCCGGAUUUGGGCCUAGGGAUAUUGGGCCUGGACCCAAUAUCCCAACAGGCGUGUUAGAAUUUGUAGUGAUAUAUGGGAGGAUACUUAUCAUCAUUUGUAUAAUUUGGGCGUGACUUCACAUUAUAUUGAUGAUGAUAGGAAAAUGCAUAAACAUGUUCUUGUUUUUCCUUAAUUUAAUGACCGGCACGCUGGUGAUAAUUUAUAUUCUCAUUGAACGUAUUUUUAUUUAAUAUAAUUUGAUUGAUAAAAUGUUUGCUAUGGGUUUUGAUAAUGGUAGUAAUAGUACUGCUCCUACACCAAGAUUGUGUGAAUUGUGUGGUUCUUCUACUUUGAUGGGUAUGUUUUUUCAUCAGCGUUGUGCAUGUCAUAUUCUCAAUUUAUGUUUAAAAGACGGGCUAGCCUCUUUAGGAGAUGCUAUGGAGAAAGUGAAGGGGAUAUUAAACUUAUGUGGGCUAAUAAUCAACUUAAAGUGCAAUGACGUGAAUAUUUGAGGACUAGACGUGUGAAAUAGUGUGUUUUUCCAAAAGAUUUGUCUAUUUGUUGGAAUAGUACUUAUAACUUAAUUGUUGUACUUAUUAGAUAUAAAGACAUUUUCCUUCUUUUUGAAAAGAAUAUGCUAACAAUAUUAUAAAUCCGGUUGAGAUUGACACUAUGUAAAAAAUUGUAAAUGUUUUGGUAUAUUUUAAAAAUGGAACUCAAACUUUUAUUCAUGUUUAUAAACCUACUGCAAACCAAUUUUAUGUUGAAGUUGUUAAUCUCGUCGGUGCAUUUUCUGAAUUUGAAAAUGCCCCUUACGAUCAUUAUUUCUGUUCUUUCAUGAAAGAAAAGUUUUUAAAAUAUUUUUCACAUGUUCUGCAUAUAUAUGGUAUUGCAUUUAUUCUUGAUCCUCGUUUCAAACUUAAUGCUUUUAAAAAAUGUUUAGAAUACUCUUAUGAUUGUUUUUUUGAUCCAUUACCUAUGUACGAGGAUAAGUCCAUAGAUCUUAAAGAGUAAUACAACGAGGCCUGUAACUUAUUUCAUCAAUUAUAUAAUGAGUUUCAUGCACAAUAUGGUAACGCACCCCCUCCCCAGACAUGAACAUCUUCAUCUAAAGAAAAAUCUUUUUUGAAAUCUACAUUUGGCAAUCUUAUGACAAAAGUAAAUCAACUCUCGCUGUUGCACAAAGCUCGAUUAACGAGCUUUCUUUACACCUAACGUUUCAUGUUGACUGUGAAGAAAAGGACGACUUUGACGUUCUGUAGUGGCGGAAGGACAAAGAAAGAACAUUUUCAAUUUUAUCGAAGAUGGCUAAACAAGUGUUAUCAAUGUCGGUGUCAAGAGUUACCGUGGAGCAAGAAUUUAGUGCGGUCGGCAACUUCCUAAUGGAUUAUAGAACGAGAUUGAGCGCAAAAUCUCUUUAGACACUUGUUUGCUUCCACGAUUGGUUGCAGGCCCAGCAUAGAACUCAAGAAGUUAGCAUUGCCCCCACCGCCAUUUCAUGGAGGAAACAACAACCGACAGUGCCGAAGAUUCCGAGUGAUUUUUAGGAAAUGUAUUUAAUGUUUUAAAUUAUUCUCAAUUCUCAAGUGUAGUUCGUAUUUCAAAUAAAUAUACUUUAAAUUUUUAUUGUCU
Messenger RNA from Cuscuta epithymum, 14773 nucleotides. The record is from the annotation of a GenBank genome assembly. NCBI's taxonomy places the organism in Eukaryota, Viridiplantae, Streptophyta, Magnoliopsida, Solanales, Convolvulaceae.